Messenger RNA from Thermothelomyces thermophilus ATCC 42464, 2039 nucleotides. RefSeq lists its product as uncharacterized. The record is from RefSeq and is a predicted model, not a curated record. Bases 196 to 1983 code for a protein of 595 amino acids. Lineage: Eukaryota; Fungi; Ascomycota; Sordariomycetes; Sordariales; Chaetomiaceae. Gene Ontology annotation, molecular function: monoacylglycerol lipase activity. The transcript has 2 exons.
GGCCUUCUCUCAAGCCCGGCUGGUUGCUCUAUUUCGCAAGAAAAAAAUUUUUUCCUCUUCAUAUUUUUUUUAUUUAUUUUUCUUCAGUCGAAGCAGGUUUUAUUUUCUUUUUUCCUAUUUUCAGUCUGCUGAAAGGCGGCUUGCCGCAAACCUGACCGGCACUUCUCGUCCAGUUGGAGAGCUCGUUGAUCAACCAUGGCAGCAGGUUCAGAUCCGUCUUCUUACUCGGGGGGGUCCCUGGAGGCCGAUCACCUCUGCGUGUUGGUGCAUGGGUUAUGGGGCAAUCCGAACCACAUGGCGUCGGUCGCCAAAGCCCUCCGGGCGCAGCACCCGGCCGACCGGGUCUACAUCCUGCUGGCCAAGAGCAACAGCGGCUCCUUCACGUACGACGGCAUCGAGCUAGGCGGUGAGCGCGUGUGCCACGAGAUCGAGGAGGAGCUGGACAUGAUCCGGGCCAGGGGCGGCAGCAUCAAGAAGCUCAGCAUCGUCGGCUACUCGCUGGGCGGUCUGGUCGCCCGGUACGCCAUCGGCCUGCUCUUUGCCCGGGGCGUCCUCGACAAGCUCGAGUGCCUCAACUUCACCGCCUUCGCGAGCCCCUUCCUCGGGGUGCGCACGCCGCUGCGCGGCUGGCACAACCACAUGUGGAACGUGCUGGGCGCCCGGACGCUCUGCACCUCGGGCCGCCAGCUCUUCGGCAUCGACAAGUUCCGCGACACGGGCAAGCCGCUGCUCGCCGUCCUGGCCGACCCCAGCUCCAUCUUCAUGUCGGGCCUGGCCAGGUUCAAGCGCCACACCCUCUACACCAACAUCGUCAACGACCGCAGCGCCGUCUUCUACACCACCGGCAUCUCCAAGACCGACCCCUUUGUCGACCUGACCAAGGUCAAGGUCCGCUACCUCAAGGGCUACGAAGACGUCAUCCUCGACCCGGCCGACCCGGUCUCCCCCAUCAUCGAUGAUGACACUACUACUACUACUACCACCACCACCACCACCACCACCAACACCAACAACAACAACAACAACAACAACAACAACAACAACAACAACAACAACAACAACAACAACAACAACAACAACAACAACAACAACAACAACAACAACAACAAAACCACCGCCACCGCAAUCCACGAUGACCUCCCCGUAACCAAAGCACCAGCACCAGCAGCAACAGCAGCGGUAGCCAAGGAGGCCGCCGCCGUGGCCGCGGCCGCGGCGGCGCUCCGGAGGUGGGCGCGGCGGGCGCCGAUGGCGCUGGUGCUGGCGGUGCUGGUGCCGCUGGGCACGGUGGCGUUCCUGCUCAACAGCGCGGUGCAGACGGCGCGGUCGGCGCGGCGGGUGCGCCUGCACGAGCGCGGGCUGGGCGGCGUGCCCACGGGCGCCUUCCGCGGCGUCGACCUUUUCAUCCGCGAGGUCCGCGGCGCCGUCGAGGACGCCUACGUCGACGCCGCCGCCGCCGCCCGGGAGGAGUACCUCCUCGUCAACCAGCCUCCUCCUCCUCCUCCCCCCGCCCCCGCCCCCGAUCGUCGCGAUGAGCAGCCCGAUGUUGAGAAGACUGAUGAUGAUGAUGAUGGGCACGGUCGGGAUGAGGAGCAGAAGAAGGAAGGAGAAGAAAGAGGAGAAGAGGAGGAGGAAGAAGAAGGAGGAGGAGGAGGAGGAGGAGGAGAAGAUUCCGGAAAGAAGAAGUGCGCGGCGCUCGAGACGGAGCGGUCGCUCGCCCAGGACAUCGCCCGCGGCGAAAGCGGCGGCGAAAGCGGCAGCGGCAGCGGCAGCGGCAGCAGCCCCUUCCCCACGCUGGCGCUGGCCGCGUACCAGUUCGCGGCCAUUGACGCGCUCGAUCAGCUGGGAUGGCGCAAGUAUCCCGUGUGGAUCCACAAGCACAACCAUAGUCAUGCGGCCAUGAUUGUGCGCAUGGAGAAGCCCGGGUUCGAGGAGGGCAGGCUGGUGUUGAAGCACUGGGUCACGGAGGAGUUUCUGGUCUGAUUUACUCUCGUUGUGUUCAAGGGAAGAUGAAGAUAUUAGGGGGUGAAAGAAGGGGG